AUGUUUGCCUGGAACUCUAUCCUCAACCAGUCGGGCCCCACUGAGUUUGUGUUCCGGGUGUUCACUGCCGUCCCUGAAUUCCAAGCCCUCCUCUUCCUCCUCUUCCUCCUCCUCUACUUGAUGAUCCUGUGCGGCAACACGGCCAUCAUCUGGGUGGUGUGCACGCAUACCUCCCUCCGUACCCCAAUGUACUUCUUCCUGUCCAACCUGUCUUUCCUAGAAAUCUGCUACACCUCCGUGGUGGUGCCCUUGAUGCUCGCCAACAUUUGGGGGGCCCAGAAGCCCCUCCCCUUGGCUGGCUGCGGGGCCCAAAUGUUCUUUUUUGUCACCCUUGGCAGCACGGACUGUUUUCUCUUGGCUGUCAUGGCUUAUGAUCGAUACGUGGCCAUCUGCCACCCACUGCACUACACCCUCAUCAUGACCCAGAAGCUGUGCAUCCAGCUGGUGGCUGGUGCCCUGGCCCUGGCCCUCUUCCUCUCCCUGCAACUCACGGCCUUAAUCUUCACCCUGCCCUUCUGUGGACACCGCCGGGAAAUCAACCACUUCCUGUGUGAUGUCCCUCCCGUCCUGCGCCUGGCCUGUGCUGACACCCGAGUGCACCAGGCCGUCCUCUAUGUGGUGGGCAUCCUCGUGCUGACCGUCCCCUUCCUGCUUAUCUGCGUCUCCUAUGUGUUCAUCACCCUGGCCAUCCUACGCAUCAAUUCUGCCGAAGGCCGCCGGCGGGCCUUCUCCACCUGCUCCUCCCACCUCACGGUGGUCUUGCUGCAGUACGGCUGCUGCAGUCUGGUCUACCUGCGUCCCCGCUCCAGCACCUCAGAAGACGAGGAUCGCCAAAUCGCCCUCGUCUACACUUUUGUCACCCCCCUGCUCAAUCCCCUGAUUUAUACUCUUCGAAACAAAGAUGUCAAAGGUGCGCUGAGAAACGCCAUCCUCAGCAAAGCAGCUGCUGAUGCCCAUUGA
Echinops telfairi (small Madagascar hedgehog) is the source of this 960-nucleotide messenger RNA. Its product is annotated as olfactory receptor 10Q1. The transcript has a single exon. Gene Ontology annotation, biological process: G protein-coupled receptor signaling pathway. Lineage: Eukaryota; Metazoa; Chordata; Mammalia; Afrosoricida; Tenrecidae. Gene Ontology annotation, molecular function: G protein-coupled receptor activity; olfactory receptor activity. Gene Ontology annotation, cellular component: membrane. Bases 1 to 960 code for a protein of 319 amino acids. The record is from RefSeq and is a predicted model, not a curated record.